This is a messenger RNA of Danaus chrysippus (African queen), 459 nucleotides long. The record is from the annotation of a GenBank genome assembly. Lineage: Eukaryota; Metazoa; Arthropoda; Insecta; Lepidoptera; Nymphalidae.
AUGGAAUGUGAAUCAGGACAUUUCGGUGGUUUCCACUUUUUCCAUAUGUGCACAGCUCAGCACUCCUUAUCAGAGUACUGUGAAAACACACUACCACGGGCAAUCGUAGUAUGCUGCCUGUUCUCGUGCGCCCUCGCCGGCGUGGCUCGUGAGAAGCGCGGCUUCCUGAGCGGCCUCCACUCCUCGGACGUGUACAGCGGCUACUCCGCUCCCAUCAUCAGCCUCUCGGAGCCCGUCCUCGGCUACUCCGCGCCCGCUGCCAAACUCGUCCGCGUCAACAAAGUGGUCAACUCUCACCGCGUCGUGGACGUGCCUCAAGUAGUGAACGUGCGCAAGGUGGUGUCCGUGCCUCAAGUGGUGUCCGUCAACAAGCUGGUGGCCGCUCCCAGCUACAGCUCCUACGGCGGCGGACUGGGACUGGCUUCAGGCUGGGACCAAUCAUACUCUAGCGGGUGGUGA